UGUAACACAAGCAUGCAGGUAGCGAAGAGCGUGGGUCUAGAGGAAGGGGGCUGAGCCUGUUCAAGCUCUCCACACGAAAGAGUCGAAGGGGAGGAGGAGGAGGAGACGUAGGAAGGGAGUCUUAAAACUGGAGCCGGAGCUCGAGCGCUUUUAAAACGCCGCUCUCGUCCCCCCAAAACAGCCCUCCAACAGAAGCGAACUGGACUCAAGUUUUCACUCACUGAAAGGACAUUAAACGAGGGGCCAUUGUCUUCAUUUGAUAGCCCAAGACGACUCGCCACACAGUGAGGUGAUUCACUUCAUUCGUUUAAAAACUGCUCUUCGCGUUCCGGACGGAGUCAGCAGGACUUCACUUCAGCGCUCACCACCAACUUUUAAGGACUUUUCUCUUCAAACAGUCUGGACCUCGCCUCCCCACCAUCCUAACAGAAGCGCUCUUUUCCGAGUUUUCAUCGUGUCCCUCAACGUGUGUGGACUGAGAUUUUUCUGAAAGCAAAGCAAGGAGGACGGAUCUCUCACAUGCCAAAGUACAUAUAUGAGAAAGCAAUGGCACUCGAAACAAGAAACGGUGGAACAGCGACGUUAAACAGCAGCAGCAUCAACAAGAGCAAGAGGAAACUUUUGAUAGCUCUCGACAUCCUCUGUCUUAUCUUAGCCGGCCUGCCUUUCCUGUUAAUUGAAACUAGCAUGAUCGAGCCAUACCGUCGCGGGUUUUACUGCAGUGACCAGUCCAUCCAGUACCCAUGUAAAAACGGAGACACCAUAAGCGAUGCCGUGCUCUGUCUUGCUGGCAUUCUUAUUGCCAUCUUCUCUAUUGUGAUCGGUGAGUGCUAUAGGAUCCAUUACCUGAAGCAGGGCACCCAAUCCUUCGUGGGGAACCCCUAUGUCUCCGCCCUCUACAGACAGGUGGGCGUGUUCAUCUUCGGCUGUGCGGUCAGUCAGUCCUUCACGGACAUUGCUAAGGUGUCGGUGGGCCGCAUGAGGCCACACUUUCUGGACGUGUGCAAGCCGGACUACUCCAGGAUCAACUGCUCUCUGGGCUACAUCACCGAAUACGUCUGCCUGGGUGACCCGAGCAAAGUGCAGGAGGCCAGGAAAUCCUUCUUUUCUGGACAUGCCUCAUUUUCAAUGUUCACCAUGCUGUACCUAGCGUUCUACCUACAGUCUCGGUUCACGUGGCGUGGAGCUCGUCUCCUGAGGCCCCUUCUCCAGUUCACUCUGCUGAUGAUGGCCUUCUACACUGGCCUGUCCCGCGUAUCUGACCACAAGCACCACCCCACUGAUGUGCUGGCUGGCUUUGUACAAGGAGCGCUUGUGGCCUACUGCAUAGUCUUUUACGUGUCUGACCUGUUCAAGCCCAAAGUGAAGUCUGCCACUCCUCCGCCCUCGCCGAUCAAGAAAGAGCUGCUCCCUUCGGCCGACAUCAUAGACAGGAACAAUCACCACAACAUGGUGUGAGAGAGGGAUGACGGGAGGAACCACCUUUAACCCCCUCCCCCACCCGUCUCCUCUGAAGAAACCUGAAGAGCCACCUGUGACUGAAGAGCAGCAGCACUUUAGCUGUUACUCUCUCUCUCUCAUCUGACAGUAGAAUGUAGAGGCAGGAGACAGAGACCUUUUACUAUUGAGACUCUUUUAUGGUUAUUAUUUUUAUUAUUGUUAUUAU
Messenger RNA from Colossoma macropomum (tambaqui), 1666 nucleotides. RefSeq names its product phospholipid phosphatase 3 (gene plpp3). The transcript is spliced from 6 exons. Lineage: Eukaryota; Metazoa; Chordata; Actinopteri; Characiformes; Serrasalmidae. The coding region runs from base 520 to 1458 and encodes 312 amino acids. The record is from RefSeq and is a predicted model, not a curated record. Gene Ontology annotation, molecular function: phosphatidate phosphatase activity. Gene Ontology annotation, biological process: phospholipid metabolic process; phospholipid dephosphorylation; canonical Wnt signaling pathway.